Molecule: messenger RNA, 693 nt
Organism: Cynara cardunculus var. scolymus (artichoke)
Lineage: Eukaryota; Viridiplantae; Streptophyta; Magnoliopsida; Asterales; Asteraceae
Exons: 2
Coding region: 1-693 (230 amino acids)
Source: RefSeq, a predicted model, not a curated record
AUGGAAUUCCAAAAAGGUUAUCUUGAUGUGAUAUUGAUACCAUUAUCGUUUAUGAUAUCUAUAAGCUAUUACCUUUGGUUAUGGCAUAAGGUUCGAACUCAGCCACUCUCCACUGUUAUUGGUGUCAAUGCCCAUGGACGUCGGUUAUGGGUAUCCAAUAUUAUGAAGGAAAAUGAAAAGAAAAACAUCUUAGCCAUUCAGACGUUAAGAAACACAAUCAUGGAAUCAACCCUAAUGGCCACCACAUCGAUACUUUUAUGCUCUGGUUUAGCAGCGGUUAUCGGCAGUACUUACAGUAUUAAGAAGCCACUAAAUGACACUCUUUAUGGGGCGAGUGGAGAGUUCAUGGUGACCCUAAAGUAUGGAACGCUCCUUGUUUUCUUUCUCUUCUCUUUCUUGUGUCAUUCUCUCUCGAUUAGAUGCAUAAGCCAAGUGAAUUUUUUUAUAAACUGUCCACAAGAUUCAACGAUUGUGACUUCCACGUAUGUGUCAGAGCUUUUAGAUAAGAGUUUCGUACUUAAUGUAGUCGGAAACCGCCUCUUCUAUUCAGCGCUUCCAUUUGUGCUUUGGAUCUUUGGGCCGGUGCUUGUGUUAUUAUGUUCUGUUACCGUGGCGACUAUGCUUUAUAAUCUUGAUUUCGUGUUUGGAGACUUGGAGAAGGGUCAAACAGUGGAGAUCACAAAUGAGGUGUAA